Messenger RNA from Centropristis striata (black sea bass), 4321 nucleotides. RefSeq names its product TLE family member 3, transcriptional corepressor b (gene tle3b). Gene Ontology annotation, biological process: negative regulation of canonical Wnt signaling pathway; regulation of DNA-templated transcription. Gene Ontology annotation, cellular component: nucleus; transcription regulator complex. Lineage: Eukaryota; Metazoa; Chordata; Actinopteri; Perciformes; Serranidae. The record is from RefSeq and is a predicted model, not a curated record. Gene Ontology annotation, molecular function: protein binding; transcription corepressor activity.
GUACAGGCGCGCGGCGGAGGAACUGGGUAUACCCAACAGCAAGCUCGUGGUAUAUUUCACAACGGCCGACAUUUUCAAAAAAAAAAAAAAAAAAAAAAUCCCGUUAACUCGGCAUUUAAUAAUCUUUGGACUUACCGAGAGAGUCGUGUACUACUACUACUGGAUCUAAUAUUGUCUGAAGUUGUAUGCGGUCAACAACUCGUCCCGAUCGAGGGGUUUCCAGCGUCCGACCGGACGGACGGAGAGCCGCUCUCCGCCUCGGGAUCACCGGGGUUUUAAAGGACUCUCAAGGGGCAAAGAAGAAGAAGUGUGUGAAAAAUAGCAACGGCGACGGACAUUUUCCGCCCUUAUUACUCUGUGCUGAAGGAUAUUAAGAUUUUUUUGUGUGGCUGGAUACUAUAUUUUUUACCUGUGCAAGAGGAGAGAGGGGAGGAAUCAGCCCAGACAAAGGUACAAAGGGAGAGAGGCCGACGAGGUGAUACAUCCAGUGGCCGGGGGUCUUGAGAGUGCGCCUCGCAGCCGAGAACAAGGCUUUGUCCGCCGCCAUCCUGCGCAUACAGGGGAGGGGGUGGCGGUGAUUUUAUCGCACCUUUACUGGGAUUACGGACAGAGAGGAGAGAAAACACAUUGAAUCCCCUUGUGUAAAGGACGCGACAUGUAUCCACAAGGCCGGCAUCCGGCACCUCACCAGCCAGGGCAGCCUGGCUUCAAGUUCACAGUAGCAGAGUCCUGUGACAGGAUCAAAGACGAAUUUCAGUUCCUGCAGGCCCAGUACCACAGCCUUAAAGUGGAGUACGACAAACUGGCCAAUGAGAAGACAGAGAUGCAGCGUCACUACGUCAUGUACUAUGAGAUGUCCUAUGGGCUCAACAUUGAAAUGCACAAACAGACUGAGAUUGCCAAGCGUCUCAAUGCAAUUCUGGCUCAGAUCAUGCCGUUCUUGUCACAAGAGCAUCAACAGCAGGUGGCUCAGGCUGUUGAACGAGCCAAGCAGGUGACGAUGACAGAGCUGAAUGCGAUCAUCGGGGUACGUGGACUUCCCAAUCUGCCUCUGACUCAGCAGCCGCCUCAUAGUGUCUACCCAGCCUUCAUGCAGCAGCAGCUUCAGGCUCAGCACCUCUCUCACGCGGCCCACGGCCCCCCUGUGCAGCUGCCCCCCCACCCUUCGGGACUGCAGCCACCCGGCAUCCCCCCUGUGACUGGCGCCGGCUCCGGCCUGCUGGCUCUGGGUGCUCUUGGCAGCCAGGCCCACCUGCCUGUAAAGGAUGAGAAGAACCACCACGACCUGGAGCACAGAGAACGCGAGUCGAGCACGAAUAACUCCGUGUCGCCAUCAGACAGCCUGCGGGCAGCAAGCGAGAAACACCGUGGCUCUUCAGAUUACAGCCUCGACGCCAAGAAACGCAAAGUGGACGAGAAAGACAGCAUGAGCCGAUAUGACAGUGACGGAGACAAAAGCGACGACUUAGUGGUGGAUGUUUCCAACGAGGAUCCAGCCACCCCUCGAGCCAGCCCGGCUCACUCGCCUCCAGAAAACGGCCUGGAUAAAUCACGGGUCCUGAAGAAGGACGCGGCCCCCAACAGCCCCGCCUCCGUCACCUCCUCGGGAAGCACGCCGUCGUCUAAAGCAAAGGACCACGCCCAUAAUGACAAGUCGUCCACACCGAGCCUCAAGUCCAACACACCGACACCGAGGAACGAGGCACCUACACCCGGAACCAGCACCACUCCAGGACUACGACCUCUUACGAUGGGCAAACCACCCGGCAUGGAGGCAUUAGCCGCCCCAGCGCUGCGUACGCCUCUGUCCAUUGCGGGUUCCUACGCCUCCCCGUUUGCGAUGAUGGGCCAUCAUGAGAUGAACGGAUCCCUGACGAGCCCGGGCGUCUACCCGGGUCUGAUCUCGCCACAGAUGAGCGCUGCAGCUGCAGCCGCCUAUGGACGCUCACCGAUUGCGGGGUUCGACCCUCAUCCUCACAUGAGAGCUCCCGGCCUGCCAGCCAGCCUCACGUCCAUCUCUGGAGGAAAACCAGCUUAUUCUUUUCAUGUGAGUGCAGAUGGUCAGAUGCAGCCCGUGCCCUUCCCUCCAGAUGCACUGAUAGGCCCGGGCAUCCCGCGCCACGCUCGCCAGAUCAACACGCUGAGCCACGGGGAGGUGGUGUGUGCUGUCACCAUCAGCAACCCCACACGCCACGUCUACACCGGCGGGAAGGGCUGUGUCAAGAUCUGGGACAUCAGCCAACCAGGCAGCAAGAGCCCAGUGUCCCAACUCGACUGCCUGAACAGGGACAAUUACAUCCGCUCCUGCAAGCUGUUGCCUGACGGCCGCACCCUAAUAGUGGGUGGCGAGGCCAGCACGUUGACCAUAUGGGACCUGGCCUCACAGACGCCACGCAUAAAGGCCGAGCUCACUUCCUCCGCUCCGGCCUGCUACGCACUGGCCAUAAGCCCCGACGCCAAGGUCUGCUUCUCCUGCUGCUCGGAUGGAAACAUUGCCGUGUGGGACCUCCACAACCAGACCCUCGUUAGGCAGUUCCAGGGCCACACAGAUGGAGCCAGCUGUAUCGAUAUCUCCCAUGACGGGACCAAACUGUGGACCGGAGGACUCGACAACACUGUCCGCUCCUGGGAUCUGAGGGAGGGACGGCAGCUCCAGCAACACGACUUUACCUCACAGAUCUUCUCGUUGGGUUACUGUCCCACUGGAGAGUGGCUUGCUGUCGGCAUGGAGAGCAGCAACGUGGAGGUGCUCCACCACACCAAGCCUGACAAGUACCAGCUGCACCUGCACGAAAGCUGCGUCCUCUCACUCAAGUUCGCCUACUGUGGUAAAUGGUUUGUGAGCACAGGAAAAGACAAUCUGCUGAACGCAUGGAGGACUCCUUAUGGUGCCAGCAUAUUCCAGUCGAAGGAGUCGUCCUCCGUCCUGAGCUGUGACAUCUCAGCAGAUGACAAAUACAUUGUGACAGGAUCCGGUGACAAGAAGGCCACCGUCUACGAGGUCAUCUACUAGAGAGAGACGAGGCUCCCGCUGCAGCACUUCACAUGAGAUGACUUUUCCGUCCGUCUGUGGACUACACCACGCUGAGAGAAACUACAGAUUUGUUGAUCUGAACUUGGCAGAAAUCGAUGGAGCUGUUGGACAAAGGAUGUUUGUGCUGGAAAGACGUUUUUUUCUGCCCUUUUUGUUUUGGAGGGUUUAUUUUUGGGUUACACAUUUUUUGUGACUUCUGAAUUGUUUUCCUUGAGAAUUUUUGGGUGCGACCCGAAUAAGUGGCGCUUCUUUCUGAGAACCUCGUUCCCCCUGACGUCUUGUGAAAAGUGUACAUAUCGGAUUAAAUAAAAGACAUUUUAUAUAUAUUAUAAAAAUAUAUAUAUUUUCAUGUCCUGGGUGUACUUGUGAUGAUUUUUUUUUUUUGGCCCACUCUGUCUUAUGCCAUGAUAUCUGAGUGGGAGAACCGAACAUAGAUUAGAACUUUUUAUCAAUUUUACUUGUUGAUUUUCUUAAAGCACAUUCUCCGCGCUGACCUUUUCAGAAAUCAAACAGAGGAGCAUGAGACUUGUAAGAAAGACGAUUUCUGGAGAUUUUUAAAAUGGCCUUUUGUCACAGUGCUCUUACCGGACGAUGAACACGUGGAGUCCUCUGACUCCGGCAGAGCCUCGGCUGGUUUGGACCACUGCAGGACGGAGCGGGACACUAUGAUUCAGGAAGAGAUUGAUGUAAAUUUAAUUCAUAUAUAUAAAAAAGACGUUUUUAAAGUGUACUGCUCUGUCUGUGCUAUCCUUCUCCCUGUUUGUUUUACCUUGUUAGAUGAUGGGAGAUGGAGAACGUUUAAUGUUUAGCCUAACCCUUGGACCUCAGUUGGCAGCAGACGCACUGCAGCAGGCACAAACUGGAUGAAAAUGUGCUUUUUGCUAACAUGACGUAACAUGGAUGUUGUUGAAUUGCACCAUUGAUUUCUUGGCUAAACUCAAACAGUUCAAUCUGCGCUAUUGGAAUCUUCUGCCCUUUGUAUCGUAAUAUUCCUGGAACAUGUUUGGUUGGCGGGGACAUGUAAAUGCUCACGAGGACGGAGGGAACGGCACUUAAAUGUAAACAAAAAAUGAGUGAAUCAAGUGUCUCCCAUGUUGCCGUUAAGGAGACAGUGAAUAAUUCUGGUUUGUACACUGUGCUCCGGAUCCUGUCAGCAUUUCCCACAAGAAGAUAAAAAUCGGCGAAAUGCGCCACCAAUCACACCAAAGUAUGUAGCAAAUGCUGUCAGCACUGAAAAGAAAUGUACAGUUGUUAAUAAAUCAAUAAAACGGUUUUUGUAGAACGGCC